Phanerochaete carnosa HHB-10118-sp is the source of this 1442-nucleotide messenger RNA. RefSeq lists its product as uncharacterized. Lineage: Eukaryota; Fungi; Basidiomycota; Agaricomycetes; Polyporales; Phanerochaetaceae. Gene Ontology annotation, molecular function: ubiquitin-protein transferase activity. The transcript is spliced from 7 exons. Bases 59 to 1258 code for a protein of 399 amino acids. Gene Ontology annotation, biological process: proteasome-mediated ubiquitin-dependent protein catabolic process. The record is from RefSeq and is a predicted model, not a curated record. Gene Ontology annotation, cellular component: nucleus; GID complex; cytoplasm.
GCUCUCCCUCAAUCUGAUACAUAAUAUUGCUCAAAUUUCCUCUGGAUUAUGAGUAACGAUGACCACCACUCCCAACAUUGAAGGCAUCAUGCUCUUUGAGCAGCCGUUCGCCAGGGUCCCGUACGAGAACUAUCGCAAGGUGUUCCGGGUGACGCAAAAGAAUAUCGAGAAGGAACUUGGGACACUGCAAACCGCGGCCGCGGACCUCGUGCGCAAGGCACAGACGGGCGCCGUCGCCCAGGAGGACGCCUCGAAGGCGGUGGAGGCCAUGCUGAAGCGAACAGAGAACCUGAGCGCAAGGUGCCUCGGCGACCUCCAGAAGAACGCGGGCACGCCGACGCUCGAAGUGAUGCGCGAACGCCUCGAGCUGCUGGCAUCAGUCGAGUCGGUGCAGUCGGCUGCCUCGCCAGAGUUCGAUCGUUGGGCGGACACCAGGCUCGAUCGCUGGCUGACGGACUGGGCACUGCGUUCGGGAAAGGAGCGGACAGCCAGGAAGCUGGCCCAGGCUCGCGGCAUAGAGCGCCUAGUCGACCUUGAGUUGUUCUCGGAAAUACGGCGGGUGGAGGAGGCGUUGAAGAAGCACAGCUGCGCCGAAGCACUUGCGUGGUGUAGCGAGAACAAGGCCGCGUUGCGCAAAGUCAAGAAUCCCCUGGAAUUUGAAUUGCGCCUUCAGGAAUUUAUUGAACUUGCCCGGGAUCGAAAGCUCAUGGAAGCAAUUGCAUAUCAGAAGAAGCAUCUCAUACAGUGGCAGGAGACCCAUUCGGUGCAGAUUCAGCAGGCGUCGGCUUUGCUCGCCUUCACCCCUGCUACAGCGUUUGGGCCGUACAAACGACUCUACGAUCUUGCUCGAUGGGACAACCUGGUACAAUCCUUCCGCCUGGCCAUCUACAAUCUCAGCACACUACCGACAGAACCUCUGCUCUACCUCGCCAUGUAUGCUGGCUUGGCAUCCCUCAAGCUUCCCUCCUGCUAUAUCCAUGAGACGAAGAACGUCGACUGUCCCGUCUGCGAUCCUGACCUCGGACUGCUGGCCAAGGAGGUUCCCUUUAGCCACCACGUCAACUCGACUAUUGUCUGUCGGCUGGCCGGAAAGAUCAUGGACGAGAACAACUUCCCUUUGGCAUUCCCCAAGAACGGGCAUGUCUACUCUAAAGAGGCGUUAGAAGAUAUGGCGGCGAUCAACGACGGGACGGUCACAUGUCCGCGAACGAAGGAGACAUGCCAUUUCACAGAGCUGCGGAAGGUUUUUAUUUCGUAAUGACGGUUCAGUUUGGUAACGUUCUCACGCUCUGUACGUUGCAUUGUAUCAUUACUGUACAGUAUCAUCAUAGGAUUCCAAUGCACCUCACCUACACCCAUCCCGCGAGCGUGCAGCGCGCUGCCAUCCCGCUUUGUACUCUUUCCAGGUCCAUUCCGCGUUCGAGGAAAUGUUUACUUACGUU